ACUUUCUAGUCACCUUUUUGGAGGAAACUUCAGUCUUAAAAGAAUCUUGUUUGCUUAAUGUUUGUACCAGUGCUCAAAACAACUUUAGGAUAAACUCCACAGCUUGAACAUUACAAAUUAGAAUCACAGCUUAAACUAUAUUUGAAAGCUUCUACUAAAAGCGACUUUUACUUCAAAUUUGUUUGCAACUUUUAAACAAAAAAAUGACUCGCAGUACAAUUAGAAAACGUAAAUACAAGUUUAAAGAAAAUCAGUACACAUGCAAUGAUAAACAAAAAAAUAGUUUACCUUCAUCGCCAAUUGCUAGUUGUUCAAGUGCAAAAAAGUUAUUUUCGAAAACGAAAACAACUCAAAAUAUUGAGUGUAACAAUGAAGAUUACAAGAACAAUUAUAACUUUAUUAUGAACUUUUCUAUAUUAAAAAGAAUAUUUAAGAAAUUGGAUAGUAUCAUUUAAUCGUUGCAUGAAUAUGCCAAGACCGAUGACAAAAAAAAACUAUGGUAAAAUAACAAAAUUACUUCACAGUGCUUAUGUCGAAGCAGCUAAUACUUCUAUGUCAAAUGCUGAAAAAGAGAUACAUGAUAUUGUUUUGAUGGAUGUCAUCAGUGAUAAUACAAGUAUUGUUGAUUGCCAUGUUUCUGUUGAUGGAACAUGGCAAAAAAGAGGUCACACAUCCAUAAAUGGUGUUGUUACUUUGAUAUCAACAAAUAAUCAAAAAUGUGAUAAAACUAUAAAUACUUUGCAGAAUUAUUAUGGUACUGCCAUAAGGCAAAUUCUUAACAGCAUUUAUGGAAUGAAAAAGGGUUUUUGGGCAACACUUUUCCAUAACUUAGAUAUUCUUGGUGAAACUGGACGACAUAAAUUUUGUCCUCGAAAUGUAAAUAGCUGGUGCAUGUGGCAGUCAAAUAAACUAACAGGUAAAUCAACUUACAAAGCUAAAUUAAAUAUUCCAUUAGCAAUAAAUGAAAUUUUAAAACCCAUCUUUCAAGACUUGAGUAGAGAUGAAUUAUUAUCUAAAUGUUUGCAUGGACAGACACAAAAUAAUAAUGAAGCAAUUAACAAUUUCAUUUUAAAAAAGUGUCCUAAAGAUGUUUAUGUAAGUCAAAAUAUUCUUGAAAUAGCUGUAGCAUCUGCUGUUUUAGAGUUUAAUGAUGGAGCUAGUGGGAUAUAUGAAGUUUUUCAAAAACUACAGAUAAAGACCGGUCGAUUUAUGGACAUAGGGACCAUUUAAAAAAACAAGACUCAAAUAGGUUAUAUGAUAAAAAAGACUUCAACAGUAGGUAUUAGCAAAGAAAGCUACUAAGAGCUAUGAAAAAAGGGUUCAUAGAUAAAGAAAAUGAAGAAAGAGCAUCAUAUUCUGCUGGUGGUUUUUAGAAUGAUAAAAAAUUUAUUAUUUUUUAAUUACAAAAUCUUUAGGAGCA
This is a messenger RNA of Hydra vulgaris (swiftwater hydra), 1420 nucleotides long. RefSeq lists its product as uncharacterized. NCBI's taxonomy places the organism in Eukaryota, Metazoa, Cnidaria, Hydrozoa, Anthoathecata, Hydridae. The record is from RefSeq and is a predicted model, not a curated record.